AUGGGCAGCUUACCGGUGUCUCGGGUGAUGGGCACUCGAGCAUUCACCCAUGUCGGCGUGGAUUACGCCGGCCCUCUGAAGGUUCAUGCGUCAUGCGUUCGAGGUGUAAAGAUGACCAAGGGCUAUAUCGUAGUAUUCGUAUGUAUGGCGACCAAGGCGGUGCACUUGGAGGUCGCCAGUGACCUCUCGACCAACAUGUUCAUUUGUGCUCUGAAGCGAUUUAUUUCACGGAGGUCUCAUCCUAACGAGAUUUGGUCGGAUUGUGGCACAAACUUCGUUGGGACCGACCGUUGGCUGAAGGAGAUUCAAACUGCGCGACAGAUCCACAACGAUGCUGCUUGUCGAUUUCUCACCAACUAUGGAAUUAAGUGGGUGUUCAAUCCACCUUCAGCGCCACACCGUGGUGGUAUCUGGGAGGCGGCAGUCAAGAGCGCCAAGAAGCACCUGAUGGCAGUCGUGGGCUCCGGAGCAGCAACGUUUGAAGAACACUCAACGGUAUUGGCGCAGGUGGAAGCGUGCCUGAACUCCCGCCAGCUAUGUCCACUUUCAUCAAAUCCUGACAGCUACGAAGCACUGACCCCAGGACAUUUCCUGUUCGGUCAGUCGAUGAACCUCAUCCCAGAGCCUGAUGUCCGUCACAUCCCAUAA
Molecule: messenger RNA, 648 nt
Organism: Ochlerotatus camptorhynchus
Lineage: Eukaryota; Metazoa; Arthropoda; Insecta; Diptera; Culicidae
Exons: 1
Coding region: 1-648 (215 amino acids)
Biological process (GO): DNA integration
Molecular function (GO): nucleic acid binding
Source: RefSeq, a predicted model, not a curated record